AUGGAUACUAGUCAGCAGUUCGACUACAUCAUUGUUGGUGGCGGCACGGCCGGUUGUGUUUUGGCUUCACGACUGAAACAAGACAACCCCUCUUUGUCAAUUCUGCUUAUCGAGGCAGGCCCCGAUGCCAGCAGCCACCCACUUGUGCCAGAUGGAAGUAAGGCCACUCAGCUACUUGGGUCUGAGCUUGACUGGAGCUACAAGACGGUGCCGCAGAAGCAUCUCGACGAUCGCGUACUUUCGAACCAUGCGGGGAAGGCACUGGGUGGUAGUACUGCAAUAAACAGUGGUGGAUGGAUGCGAGGAGCAAGGGAAGAUUAUGACCUCUGGGCCAGCCUAGUUGGCGACCGUCAAUGGAGCUACCAAGGCCUCUUGCCCUAUUUUCGGAAGCUUGAGAGCCAUUUCGACUCUCAUGCCGACCCCGAAAUUCAUGGCUUCAAGGGCCCCAUCAAAACCGAAUCUGUGUCGUAUACCGGCCGCAAAUAUCCUCUUCGCCAACCGGUGCAAGCGGCUUGGAAUGCUGUCGGUGUGACUUACAACCCUGAUAUCAAUUCUGGCAAUCCAUACGGGCUAGUCGAAGUGGUUGAGAAUCGCGUUGGUGGGAUACGGCAGAUGUCGAGCACAGUCUAUCCGCUAGAUGUGAUAAUCAUGACGGAGACUUUUGUCAAACGAGUGCUGGUGGAAGAAAGACAUGGCAGAAAAAUUGCAAUUGGCGUGGAGUUGGAAGAUGACGGCCAGAGCCGGAUCAUUACACGUCGGGAAGUCAUAGUCUCCGCGGGUGCAUACCGAACUCCACAGCUCAUGAUGCUCUCGGGGAUAGGUCCAUCGGAGGAGUUGCGAACUCGUGGAAUCGACGUUGUCCUUGAUCUUCCAGAUGUGGGCCGUCACUUUCUAGACCAUGUAGCAGUUCCGCAGUGGUGGAAGCUGAGGCAUCCAGAAAAAGGGCUUGCGAUCGGAUCACCCACGCUCAGAGACCCGGCCUGCUUCCGAGGAAAUCCUAUUGACUUUGUAGUCUUGGAGUCAGUUCCGCUUGAAGGACUUCGUCAAGCCUUGGCUAAGGAUGCACCCAAUCGCAACCCUGAUGAGCACCCCCUUAUCUCCUCUCAACGCGUUCAUACGGAGACUGUCACCGUUUACGUGGCACAAAACCCUCAGAACCCCAUGAUCGCUGUGGAUGGUACACAUAUCACAACAUUUAUGUGCUGUAUGCUCCCAACCUCCCGAGGCAGCAUCAAGUUGGCAGAUCGAGACAUCCGAAGCGCACCUCACAUUGAUCCUAACUAUUGUGCUACCGAGACUGACCGAUACGUACUACGUGAUGGACUGCGAAAGCUGCGGGAAGCUUUGCGCGACACCACAGCCGGGCAAGGAAUAAUUGACUCGGAAACAGUCGAAGAGAACUUUCAGCCAUUGGGUCCAAAUACGGAUGAUCAAGCCAUCGAUAAUCUCAUCCGCCGUCGAGCCAUGACACUAUACCACCCUGCAGGCAGUACGUCUAUGGGCAAAGUAGUUGACGGUGAUUUGCGUGUAAAGGGGAUUGAUGGGUUGCGAAUUGUUGACGCGAGCGUAAUCCCAACUCCGCUAAGCACGCAUAUACAGGCUUGUGUAUACGCAUUGGCUGAGCAAGCCGCAGACAUAAUCUCGGGAACUUGCAGUGUUUUACCCUGA
Aspergillus sclerotioniger CBS 115572 is the source of this 1668-nucleotide messenger RNA. Its product is annotated as GMC family oxidoreductase. NCBI's taxonomy places the organism in Eukaryota, Fungi, Ascomycota, Eurotiomycetes, Eurotiales, Aspergillaceae. Gene Ontology annotation, molecular function: flavin adenine dinucleotide binding; oxidoreductase activity, acting on CH-OH group of donors. Bases 1 to 1668 code for a protein of 555 amino acids. The record is from RefSeq and is a predicted model, not a curated record. The transcript has 3 exons.